Molecule: messenger RNA, 2135 nt
Organism: Jaculus jaculus (lesser Egyptian jerboa)
Lineage: Eukaryota; Metazoa; Chordata; Mammalia; Rodentia; Dipodidae
Product: cytochrome P450 2D20-like
Exons: 10
Coding region: 109-1611 (500 amino acids)
Biological process (GO): xenobiotic metabolic process; arachidonate metabolic process
Cellular component (GO): intracellular membrane-bounded organelle; cytoplasm
Molecular function (GO): oxidoreductase activity, acting on paired donors, with incorporation or reduction of molecular oxygen, reduced flavin or flavoprotein as one donor, and incorporation of one atom of oxygen; iron ion binding; heme binding
Source: RefSeq, a predicted model, not a curated record
AAAGGGAGCAGCCCUGCUCGGUUGAGUGCCCAAGUGUGAUAUGGUGUUCUUCCCAGAUGCAGUAACAACCACUGUGUUCUCAGAGGCCCAGGGAGCAGCCGAGCAGCCAUGGGACUGCUGGCCGGGGAUGGGCUGUGGUCUGCGGCCAUCAUCACGGCCAUCUUCCUGCUUCUGGUGGACCUGAUGCACCGGCGCCAACGCUGGGCUACCCGCUACCCACCAGGUCCGGUGCCACUGCCUGGGCUGGGCAACCUGCUGCAAGUGGACUUCCAGAACCUGCCAUAUUCCUUCUACAAGCUGCGCCAUCGCUUUGGGGACGUGUUCAGCCUACAGCUCGCCUGGAAACCGGUCGUUGUGCUCAAUGGGCUGGAGGCCGUGCGGGAGGCGCUGGUGAAGUGCGGAGAGAACACAGCAGACCGGCCACAAGUGCCCAUCUACGACCACCUGGGCUAUGGGCCCAAAUCCAAAGGGGUGGUCCUGGCACCCUACGGGCCUGACUGGCGGGAACAGCGGCGCUUCUCUUUGUCCACGCUGCGCAACUUCGGUCUGGGCAAGAAGUCUCUGGAACAGUGGGUGACUGAGGAGGCCGGUUACCUCUGCUCCGCCUUCAUGGACAAGGCUGGACACCCCUUCAACCCCCAGACCCUCCUGAACAAGUCAGUAUGCAAUGUGAUUGCGUCCCUCAUUUUUGCCCGUCGGUUUGAAUUUGAAGACCCACACUUCACUAGAUUGAUCCAAACGUUGCAAGGAAUUAUAGGCGAGGACACGAGCUUCAUUGCUGAGGUGCUGAAUGCCAUCCCCAUAUUCCUGCGCAUCCCGGGCCUACCUGCUAAGGUCUUUCCUAACCUGAAAGCCUUCAUGAGUCAGGUAGAUGGUCUGCUGACCGAACACAGAAUGACCCGAGACCCCAAUCAGCCACCCCGAGACCUCACUGAUGCCUUCCUGUCCGAAGUGGAGAAGGCCAGGGGCAAUCCCGAGAGCAGCUUCAAUGACGCAAACCUGCGCUUGGUGACGUUUGACCUGUUCUCUGCGGGGAUGGUGACCACCUCGACCACGCUGGCCUGGGCUCUGCUCCUCAUGAUCCUGCACCCGGAUGUGCAGCGCCGCGUCCAGCAGGAGAUCGAUGAAGUAAUAGGACAGGCGCGGAGUCCGGAGAUGGCAGACCAGGCCCACAUGCCCUUCACCAACGCCGUGAUCCACGAGGUGCAGCGCUUUGCGGACAUUGUCCCAGUGAAUUUGCCUCACUUGACAACUCGUGACAUUGAAGUGCAGGGCUUCCUCAUCCCCAAGGGGACCACCCUCCUCACCAACCUGUCCUCGGUGCUGAAGGAUGAGAGCGUCUGGGAGAAGCCCCUGCGCUUCCACCCUGAGCACUUCCUGGAUGCCCAGGGCCGCUUCGUGAAGCAGGAGGCCUUCAUGCCCUUCUCAGCAGGCCGCCGCGCGUGCCUCGGGGAGCCCCUGGCCCGCAUGGAGCUCUUUCUCCUCUUCACCUGCCUCCUGCAGCGUUUCAGCUUCUCGGUGCCCGCAGGACAGCCCCGGCCCAGCGACUGUGCCAUCUUUGCAUUGCCAGCGAUCCCACACCCCUACCAGCUCUGUGCUGUGGCCCGCUAACAGGAGCCCCGGGUGCUGCAUAUUGAACCCAGACCUGGGGUGUACUCAGCCAGCAUCCUGCUGGGAGCUCCACCCUCAGCCCUACAGCAACCACUAACAUUCAAGUGGUGACUAGUACAUGAAUACUAAGCAACCAUCACGGCCAUCCAUCCACAAGAUCUCUUCCUCAGAACGCUGAAGCCUUGUACACCAAAUACAACAAUUCCCAAUACGAGCCUCAGCCGAGUCCCAAGCACCCCCAUUCUACUUCCUGUAAACUUAACAGGUUGGACUCAUGUACUGUUUGACAUUUUGCAAUUGACUUAUUUCACUAAACUGCUAAAGAUUCAUUCACCUCCAAUGGUUACAUAAGCAGUAGACUCCCUGUGCUUCAUUCCUCACUGUAUGCAAAAGCACUAAUCUCCCCGUACUUUAUCCUUCACUGUGUGCAUGAGCAGUAACUUCCCCGUGCUUCCUUCUUACUGUAUCCAUGAGCAGUAGUCUUCUGGUACUUUGAUUAUUUGGUUUAAAAUCAUUUGGCCAUU